Molecule: messenger RNA, 5469 nt
Organism: Bacillus rossius redtenbacheri
Lineage: Eukaryota; Metazoa; Arthropoda; Insecta; Phasmatodea; Bacillidae
Exons: 13
Coding region: 193-2694 (833 amino acids)
Molecular function (GO): protein binding
Source: RefSeq, a predicted model, not a curated record
CUUUUGUUUAUUAUUUCUUAAGUUUGGCGGUUUCGUAGUUUAUGUUCGGUUAUUUGAAAUUUUUGACGCUGGCCGCAAAUUUUAUGUUGGUCUACUCGAAACACAUUUCAUUUUGUUCAUUUUUAUGAACCUUGAAAAAAAUACCGUCACUAAGAUAUACUCAACGCUUUUGAUAGGAGUUUUUAUUGAAAGAUGGAAAAAUACGCUCCGAUGAAGGAGUUUGUUACUGUAUUCCAGGAGUACUCAAAGACCAAGUCGGAGAAAACUUUAAAUGGUCCUCUUCUUAAGUGCCUUCAGGUCCUGUCCGUGACCUCGGACCUGACCAUCUUCGACCCGGGCUCGGGCGUCUCGACGGAGUUCUUCAUCUCGCUGCACCAGCUGGUGUCGUCCCUGGACGCCCAGUCUGGCGCGCUGUGGUGCGCCGUGUCGCUUCUGCAGCGGGCGUGCCAAAGCCCGGCCGCGCGCGCGGAGCUCGUGCACACGUUUCGCUUCGCCCCCGUGCUGUCCCGGCUGCUGGGCGCCCAGCUCAUCUGCGACAAGAAGCUCAGCGUGCUCAACCUCCUGCAGGAGCUGACGUACGGGGUGAGGAUCUCGUGGCAGGAGGCGCACCUGCGGGACCUGAUCCCGGCGCUGGUGCAGCUGGUGGACGGCAGCGAGAAGGAGGUGGUGGGUCUGGCGCUCGGGGUCCUGGUGAACCUCUGCUACAAGAACCUGCCCGCCGUCUACACCCUGCUGCGGUGCGUCGACAUCCGCCAGUUCCUCCGGGUCGUGCUCAAGGUCCGCAGCGGCCACCGCAACGUCCAGGUCCAGGUGUGCAAGCUGUUGAUAGUCCUGGACAGCAUCACUGGAGAAAUUCCAGACAUUUUGAACUUUGUCACCGUCACGUUCUCCACCCUCUACGACGCUUUCAAAGCGAACAACGUCUUUCUUAUGAGGCACACCGUGGACUUCUUCAAAGACGUGCAGUCCAACAAGCACUAUCAUCAGAUGCUCUACAAGUACGAAAACUACGUCGCGGACACGGAGCGGCUCCUGGGCCUGGCGGACCAGGCGUCGAGCGACGAGUGCGCCGAGGCCCUGUUCGAGUUCCUGGACUGCCUGGUGUCCCUGAGGCUCCCCGGGAUGGAGGCGCUGCACCGCCCGCUCGUCGCCUCGGCGCUGGGCCGCCCCUGGUCCUGCGCCGGCGCCCUGCAGCUGGUCUGCUCCGUCGCCGCGGAGACGAGGCGGCGGUCCCUCGCCCGGGGGUCGCAGUGCCCCGGGGACCUGCGGCUGUGCGAGGACGUCGGCCGGCAGCUGGAGGGCGGCCUGGACAGGCUGCUGACGUUCUUCCACACGAGCGGGGACCAGGACCUGCUGGGGGACGCCGCCGCGCAGACGCGCCUCGUGGCGCUGGUGCAGCUGCUGCAGGAGAUGUGCCGCUCGCAGGCGCUCAGGCAGAGGAUCAUGGCCUCGGUCAACGUCCAGACGCUGCGCAAGGUGUUUGCGCCCCUGCUGGGCGCGGACUCCGCUGCGGAGGACUGCCGCUCGCCCGAUCUCGUGGCCCUCUACGUGCACGCGCUGGACUUCGUGUCGGGGCUGGCGGCGCACGACAGUGGGUGGAUGUCGUGCUACUCGGACCUGCUGGGCCGGCGCUCGGUCCAGGCCGUGCUCGCCACGGCGCUCUACUCCGGCCCCCUCGACGUGCGGAUGAAGGUCCUCGCGCUCACGUCCACCGUGGGCUUCUCCGCCGAGAGGCUGUCCCUGCUGGCGAGGUCGCUGAGCGACCUGGACCCCUUGGUGCUGAUCCCGGCGGGGCGGGGCAAGCCCGCGGCGGCGCCCCGGGAGGGCGGCGGCGGCGCGGGGCCCUUCGACAUGCGGCCCCUGCUGAGCCUGGCCCAGGAGCAGCGGCUGGACGGCCUGCUGGCCCAGUUCAAGGAGCUGGCCGAGAAGAACCAGAUCCAGGACAUAAUGACGUCCUCCGUGAUGGAGCUGUACGAGUACAAGCUGGCGGCGAUGGAGCACUCGGAGCGGGUGCUGCUGUCGAGCCUGGAGGCGGCCAACGAGCACGCGACGCAGAUGCAGCACCGCGUGGCCCAGCUCGCGGCCGAGAUCUCCCGCCACCACCAGCUGCUGUACGGCAGCCAGCAGUGCGUCGAGGGGCUGCGGGCCGAGAAGGCGGCCCUCCAGGAGCGCCUGCAGCAGUCCCAGGACGUCGCCGACAAGACCCAGUGCAAGCUGAUCGAGGAAUUCAAGAACAGGAAAGCAGUCGUGAACGAGUUGAACAACACGAUAGAGGAUCUGCGGAAGGCGUUCGCCUUGAAGGAGAACGAGCUCCAGUCGGCCAAGAUGGCCAUAGAGUCGCUGCACAGCAAGGAGAAUGACAUGAAGUUGCAGUACAGCUCUCUGGAAAGCAGCCACAAAGACGUGAUGUUGAAAUACGCAGACCUGAUCAAGUUGAAGGGUAAGCUGGAAGAAAGAAUAUCGAAGCGAGAGAGGAUAAUCCAGGAUCGAGACAGUGAGAUCGCCGAAACCAGGAAGCAAAAUGAUGCUCUGAAAACCGAGGUCGCCAACCUCAACAUGAUCAACAAGAUGCACGAGAAGAGCAUCCACGAGAAGGAGUCGGAGGUCCAGCGUCUCUCGACGCAGCUGUCCGACCUCGAGAGGCUGCGGACGGUCAUCUUCGACCUGACGUCGGGCCAGAAGAAGUUCGAGUAGCUGGGGCGGGGGGGUUAGCGCAUGCUCGUGCGUUCCCCCUUUUCCUUAAAAAUUUGAAGUGAUGUGGCUCAACGAGGAGACUUGUCGGGGAACAAUCUCUAGACAGACCCCGCUCGCCCUCGGACAAAUAAAAAACCCUAUUUAUUUAUUUCGAUAAAUUUUGUUUUGUCCGUUGAUAAAUUUUGUUUUCCUGUGUGGCCCUUGCUGACGGGCGGUGAAUCGUUGGAACUGGGUUUCGAUUUGACGAGAAAUUAUGUAUAACUGUGACAUUUAAUUUUUAUAUAUAUAUUUUUUUUUAUUUAUGCCGGUCAGCAAGUAUGAUGCCUGUAAAUGCUGGAAUUUCAUGAUUAAUAGCUGAGCUAAGUUUUAAUUUUAAAAUUUUUUUUAAAAGUGUUCUUUUUUUAUAAAAUUAAAUUUUUUCUAAGCACAUUUGCAUGAUAUUAUGGUUCAAUUGUUGUACAAGUGUCUUUUUGGCUGCUCUACUUAAAUUUGUGUUAGAGGUUUGGUUAUUUAUGCUCGCUCAUAUGUAGAAGAAUGAACAGGAAAUUUUGGUGCUGUACAGUGUUUAUGAUGAAUAGGUAUGAUGAUUGGUUUGAAAACAAAUGUUGUUUCUUUCCGAAGUUUUAAUUUGCGUUGUAUUUUCCAUCACUUUGAUUUAUAGCUGGGCUGAUUACUGAUGCAAUAAUUUGCUAAUACUUUUACGUUAACCCCAGUGCCCUAAUAGGUAGCUGAAAUGUCUGCAAAAGAUUCAGAUGCAUUAUUUAUGUAAUUUGGUUCACAUUGUUUGUCUUCAAAAAUAUACAAAAUUCACAAGACACGAUAUGCCACUAUGCAAUUGACAAAGAAAAAUUUUGCUUUGAAUAAAACUAACUUCACAUUUGAGCCAACCCAUUAUUUUUAUUUUCGGAAGUAGUAUGUAGAAUUAAAAAAAAAAAAGUUUUUUUUUUUUUUUUUUUUUUAGGAAUUUAUACGUGAUCUCAAAAACACCUCCCAUCGCAAAAUGGGGAACAGUAUGUCAAGUUAACUGUGUCAAGGGUGGUAGCACUGUAGUAGCUGUGCCAGAAUGCCUACUUUAUGGGUUUUUCUGAUGCACAUAAAAUGUAAAUGAGGUCAUGUAAACUAUACCAGAAUGAUUGAAAACAAUAAUAUAAUUCUUCUGCUUAGUAUUUGAUAUGUAUAAAAGCAUGCCUGAAAUGUAUACUAGUUUCAACAGGUCUUGGAAAGCCUGGUCAAGUUGGUGAGUUUAAAAAGUGUUCAGAAAAUACCUGGAAAUGCCAGGGGAAAACUUUGAAAGUUGAGGGAACAUUAUCAAGUAAGUUGUACAUCUUAAUUUGAAACGCAGUUUUAGCCUAAUCAUUUCUUUGAGAACCGUGCUGUAAAUUUUCGCUGAGUAAACUAAUAUAUUAGCGUGAGGGAAAAACUAGUUCUGUUCGAAGCUUCGACUAAGAGAAUCAUUUGAAGCUCUUUUUUAAUAUUUGAUUUGACUUUGCCAGGAAAAGUGCUGUUUGUUUUAAUUUGAAGCUUUGGUUGUGGAUGCAAAGCUUUGCCUCGGAUGUGAAGCUUUGCAUUUAAAACAUGGGAAGCCUAAGAUUUGCUCAUGAAAAUAUUUAGCUUUUUGUGUGUUGUGUAUGUUUUGCACAAAUAGAAUUGCUUGUUUAAAGAGAAAAAAAAACAAUGUUGAACUCAGUUUUGCUUGUAUAAAUGCUCGAUAUUAAUAUUUAUGCAUGGCUAGAUAACUGAAAAAGGGGAAGUAAUUUUUUUCUUAAAAAAACAGUGUUGUUAUUUUUCACAAAAUUCGCAACAAAAAGAGAGGUUAUUUUAUUUUUAUAUAUAUUUUUUGAGAUAAAAUUGAUAAUUAAAAUUCUAAAACAACCAAUGAAAGGAAAAACCUGUGGAAUGUGUUUUAAUUUAUAUUUAUGUUAUUGACAGGUAGAUCAAGUUACCGAAACAUUAAUAUGUAGACUGUAAAAUAAAUAAAUUUUUGUUUAAACAAGAAUACUAGGUCUUCCUUUUUUAAAAAUAAAAUGGAAUUUAUUAAAAACAAAAAUUUGCAAAAUACUUGUAUGUUAUUCUUUUUUUUUUUUUUUUUUUAAUAGGACCACAAUCUGAAAUUGAAAGUUAAAUGUGAAAGCUCUUUAUCAUGCUAUUUUUUUUUCUCCUUGUCUCAGUAUUUUGUGAUUUAUUACUACAAUUCAUUUCAGCUGGUCUGUAUUUCAGUUGGUCAAAUAUGUUUUAAAAAAAAAAACUUUUUUUUCAUUCAACCAUGCUCCAUCCUUUUUACCUAUUUAAUUAUUUUUUGCAUAGUAAAAUUUAUGAUUCUGUUUAAAAAUCCUUACAAAAUUGUUAAGUAUCAUUCAUAAAGUUAUACCUAGUUUUGUGACUAUUUAGCAUGCAUUGUACAUACAAGAAUUUUUGUAUAAAGUAUCUAUGGUGAUAUAUGAAAAUUAUUAAAGUAAAUUUUGAUUUUUCUGAUGUGUGUUGAAAGCCCAAAGUACUACCUUACCCAAAAAAAAUUAAACGUGUUAGCUGGUGUAAUGAUAGAAUGUAGAGUCAAGAGGCGGCUGAAAGGCAUAACUCUGAACUCAAGAUUAUUGCAGAAAAGGACUAUCUAGCGAACAGGGAAAACUCAGGGAAUUGUAAAGGUAUCUAAAACCUGGUAAACACAGGGAAAUUGACGUCAUACUAGUUACAAAAUGGUAUCAAUUUUUCAUGCUGUGAAGAGACAAGAUCUUAAUGGUUUUAUUUUUAAGCCAAUUUCAUUUUUUAAACAGGAGA